Molecule: messenger RNA, 798 nt
Organism: Malassezia restricta
Lineage: Eukaryota; Fungi; Basidiomycota; Malasseziomycetes; Malasseziales; Malasseziaceae
Product: mRNA splicing protein
Exons: 1
Coding region: 1-798 (265 amino acids)
Biological process (GO): mRNA splicing, via spliceosome
Cellular component (GO): U2-type catalytic step 1 spliceosome
Source: RefSeq, a predicted model, not a curated record
AUGUCAGAGCGCAAGGUUCUGCAGAAAUACUACCCGCCCGACUUUGAUCCGUCCGUGGUAAAGCGGCGAAAAACUGGUGGCGGACGUCAAAAGACGGUGCGUCUGAUGGCGCCAUUCAGCAUGCGAUGCAAUACAUGCGGUGAAUAUAUUUAUCGCGGCAAAAAAUUUAAUGCGCGCAAAGAGACCGUGAAUGACGACGACUACUAUGGAAUUACGAUCUACCGGUUUUACAUCAAGUGCUCACAUUGCAGCUCAGAAAUUACGUUCAAGACAGACCCACGGAAUGCUGAUUAUGCAGCUGAGCAUGGUGCCUCGCGCAACUUUGAGCCAUGGCGUGAGAAGGAAGAGGACAAGGAGCCCGAGCCUGACUCUGACGAAGAAAAGGAAGAAAGUGAAGGCGAGAUCGACCCGAUGAAGGCACUGGAACAGCGCAUGGAAGAAUCUCAGCGUGAGAUGGAGGUGAUGGACGCCUUGCAGGACAUUCGCACACGCAAUGCUCGCUUUGAGCGUAUGGAUACCAAUACCGUGCUGGACACCAUUGCUGAGAAUAAGCGCAAAGCCGAGCCAGCAAGCGAACAUGCCGAGCCCGAGGAAACCAAAGAAGAGGAGGCGCUCGUCCGCAAGUACUUUUCCAAAAACGAGGAUCCCGAUGCGUCAGCCGUCCCAGAUACGUCGCAUCUCCUAAGCGAUCGUGCUCGCGAACAAAUACGAGCACUAGCUACGCCCACAAACAUACCAAGGCCCGCAGCGAAACGCAAGCGAGGUCCAAAUGCGCUGGGUAUUGUACGGAAAACAUAA